Pongo pygmaeus (Bornean orangutan) is the source of this 2360-nucleotide messenger RNA. RefSeq names its product fibronectin type III domain containing 4 (gene FNDC4). Gene Ontology annotation, cellular component: plasma membrane; extracellular region. Gene Ontology annotation, biological process: negative regulation of inflammatory response. Lineage: Eukaryota; Metazoa; Chordata; Mammalia; Primates; Hominidae. Gene Ontology annotation, molecular function: protein binding. The coding region runs from base 1 to 1800 and encodes 599 amino acids. The record is from RefSeq and is a predicted model, not a curated record. The transcript has 8 exons.
AUGAUUAACCCAAGCACUCUGGGCUCUCAGAGCACCACCCCCUGUACCACUGCCUGCACCACCCUUUCCUGGUCACUAGGCCCCCAGCUCUCUGGUAACCCCAGGGAAACUCCUGGGCUUUCUCUUUGCAAGCACCCUGACUUGCCAGCCUCUGCUUUGGCCCCUGAAGAGGAAGACCUGAGGCUCGGGACUCUUGCCCUACAGGGACAAUGCCCUCUUCUCCAGAGGACCUGGAGCCUGGGAGUGCAGAACAACACCCACGGCAGUGAGAAUCCCUGGGCAAGUGUCCUCCGAGGCCAGAGAUCAGGGUCACCAAGUCAGCAGAAGUCAGAGGACCUGGCCCAUGGCUUGAUCACAUGCUCAGCACGCACAGUCCCACUGGUCCCAUUUUAUCCUCUCCUCUCAGAAAGGAAGGCAGUAGAAGCUUCCGAGCCCCAAGUCCCCUCGGGCACUGGAGGUGGAAUUCCUCUUCCCAACUUGGCUCUUCCACGCGGGGAGGAAGGGGAUCUCCCAGGUGCCGGAGACCCUAGCACCCGCGCCUCCCCCCCCACGCCCCCGCCGGCUCGUCCGCUUGAGCUGGGAGAGAGAAGGGAUAAGGAAUGGGGGCUCCGGAGGCGCCAUUGGGAGGGUCGUGGGAGGAGCCCCGAGAGGACGGGAGUGAGGGGGCGGGAGGGGAAUGACGGCGGCGAGAACCCCGGCUGGGCGGGGCGGGCCCGCGCGUCCCGGCCGGGCUGCGGCGGAGCGAGCGGGGCCAGCGCUGCAGAAGGCGGCGGCUGGCUCUCCGGGACGGUCACAUCCCGCUGCAGGGGCGGGCGGAGGCCGCCGCACUGCCUCCCGAACCGGGGACCCAGGCCAGCGUCCGGGCAACGCCCCCUGCUCCCGGACAGACUCCGUGGCCCGCCCGAGCCCUGGGGGCUCCGCAGACCCGCGCCCGCUCCGCCCGCAGCUCGGCCCCGCGCUGCCCGCGUCGCCGGGCCCGCGCCGGGAUGGGGUAGGGACAGCGCCACCGAGUCGGGCGAUGGGCCGCCCUCUGGGCACCGAGCAGCCCCCGGAGGCCUGACCAACCGCGAGGACCGGCGGAGAGCCCCGCCUGGAUGUCAAGCGGAUGCCACAGUGCCCCCCCCCAGCGGACUCCGUGGGGACAUGGCUUCGCUGGUGCCCCUUUCCCCAUAUCUAAGCCCCACGGUCCUUCUGCUGGUCAGCUGUGACCUGGGCUUCGUGCGAGCAGACCGGCCUCCCUCUCCUGUGAAUGUGACGGUCACUCACCUCAGAGCCAACUCGGCCACUGUGUCCUGGGACGUCCCAGAAGGCAACAUCGUCAUUGGCUACUCCAUUUCCCAGCAACGGCAGAAUGGCCCCGGGCAGCGUGUGAUUCGGGAGGUGAACACCACCACCCGGGCCUGUGCCCUCUGGGGCCUGGCUGAAGACAGUGACUACACAGUGCAGGUCAGGAGCAUCGGCCUUCGGGGAGAGAGUCCCCCAGGGCCUCGGGUGCACUUCCGAACUCUCAAGGGUUCUGACCGGCUACCUUCAAACAGCUCAAGCCCAGGUGACAUCACAGUGGAAGGUCUGGAUGGAGAGCGGCCACUGCAGACUGGGGAAGUGGUCAUCAUUGUGGUGGUGUUGCUCAUGUGGGCUGCUGUAAUUGGGCUGUUCUGCCGUCAGUAUGACAUCAUCAAGGACAAUGACUCCAACAACAAUCCCAAGGAGAAGGGAAAGGGGCCGGAACAGAGUCCUCAGGGAAGGCCAGUGGGGACAAGACAGAAAAAGUCUCCAUCUAUCAACACCAUCGAUGUUUGAGUGAAGAAACACACCCAGAAGAGAGAUGCACUAACAACUGGGGAUGGGGAUGGGGUCAGGGAGAGCCCAAGAUGGUGAUCUGCCCGAGACUCCCAGAGGGUAAUGCCACUCCCACAAUCUCAGGCCUGGUACCCAUCCUCUUUCCACUGUGAGCAGAGCCAGAAGGUAGGUCUGUUCAGAGUCUGUGCCCCUGGACCUGGGGAGUGGAUAUCAGAUGGGAUAUCUCCUUCCAUUCCGCGGUCCAGGGGAGAGUCACUUGUUGUACCCUACUCCAUUAGGUCCCAAAUGGGGGCCCCAUUUCACCUGUAUCAGGACUCUGAGCAUCCCCAGCUGCCCCACAUCUUGCCUCUGGGCCUCAGACAGGGGUGUUUCUGUGGGUACUCCUCUUACCCCAGCAAAUAAAAGGAAUUGUCUGACCCUAGAGGCAGAUGCUGCACUGCACUACUCCAAUGUCUUCCAUGGAGCCUCAGGUGCUCCCCCUCUCACCUGGCAGCCCCUUCAGCUGCUAGUGAUCUCACUCGUUGGACAUUUUUCCAAUAAAGGUUCUUGGACAAACUGGA